Molecule: messenger RNA, 3159 nt
Organism: Carassius carassius (crucian carp)
Lineage: Eukaryota; Metazoa; Chordata; Actinopteri; Cypriniformes; Cyprinidae
Gene: cnksr3
Product: cnksr family member 3
Exons: 22
Coding region: 168-2900 (910 amino acids)
Biological process (GO): regulation of signal transduction
Cellular component (GO): cytoplasm; membrane
Molecular function (GO): protein binding
Source: RefSeq, a predicted model, not a curated record
UUAGUUUCGGUCUGUAGACAGAGCUUCAGCGCGGUUGCUGUGAUCUGAUCUUUGGUGUUUAGUGGUUAGACAUGAGAAAGGACGCUCAAGUGUAGCGGAGGAAACUUCAUCUAACUUUAGUGAGCUUGAGAACUUGACCGAAACUUCCUGAAGAUCUGAGGAGAAGAAUGGAGCCGAUAAUAAAUUGGACAGCGACUCAGGUCACGGACUGGAUCAGAGGGCUGGACGACAGUCUCCAGCAGUAUGUUUCUAACUUCGAGAGAGAGAAGAUCAACGGAGAGCAGCUUCUGAAGAUUUCCCAUCAGGAUCUGGAGGAGCUGAUGGUGACCCGUGUCGGCCAUCAGGAGCUGAUUCUGGAGGCUGUGGAUCUCCUCUGUGCAUUGAACUGUGGCGUGGAAACUGAUAACUUGAAGACUCUGGUGGGUCAGAUGCGAGCAGCAUCCAACAACUUGCACAACUGUGCGUCAGAGCGCAGGAAAACCCCUUCUUAUGAUGGAGGAAGUCCUAACAAACCACCUAACUUGUUCCUCACUGCUGUGGUGGAGCUGAUAGGGGCUGCUAAGGGCAUGCUGGCUUGGCUUGACAGGACUCCCCUCACAGGAGUCAGUGACUUUACAUCAACCAAAAACAAGAUCAUUCAGCUCUGUCUGGAACUGACCACAACUGUCCAGAAGGACUGCACAGUGUUUGAAAUGGAGGAGAAGAUAUUAGAAGUGUCAAAGGUUUUGACCGGAAUUUGUGAUUCCACCAUGAGGAUGACCUCUGACCCCUUAAAGAGUCAAAUAACCUGUUUGGAGGAAGUCACCGUCACUAAUAUCAAAGCAGACGAGGGACUGGGAAUGUAUAUCAAAUCCACUUACGAUGGGCUACACGUCAUCACCGGAACUACAGAAAAUUCUCCAGCAGACCGAACUCAGAGGAUUCAUGCAGGCGAUGAGGUGAUUCAAGUCAACAGACAAACAGUGGUGGGCUGGCAGUUGAAGAAUCUGGUGGAAAAGCUCAGAGAAGAUCCUCAGAAUGUGACACUGAUGGUGAAGAAAAGACCGUCAGGUACUUGUGGCUUCACACCUGCACCGCUGAAGAACAUGCGCUGGAGACCCCCUGCCGUCCAGAGUCCAUCACAUGUGCCCGCCGCCCCAUCAUCCAGAAAUCCUGUGCAAAUCAAGCGUCCGGAGAAACCUGCCAUUUUAGAUCUCUAUAUUCCUCCUCCUCCUUCCAUGCCAUACAGCCCACGAGAUGCAGAUACGAGUGAACACACAGGUGUGAAGAUGAGACCAAAAGGUUCAGAGUCGCCAAACUCAUCUCUGGAUUUAGCCAGUAGACGGCGUUCAAAUAUCAGCGACUAUAACAGCAAAGUUAGCAUAAACCCACCUGAGGUCGGAGUCCCACAAGCGCGACUGAGACAGCGGACACCAUCCAGAGGGAAGCCGCGUCCCAUGUCCAUGCCGGUAGACACUUGCCUGGGCGCGUCGGACUCCCCCUCCAGACCCUGGGCUCUUGGAAGGAAAGGUGAAGAGGUCUUGCACAGAUAUCUGAGUAACGAACAGAUCCCCACCAUCUCAGAAGAGUCGCCCUGUUACCCGCUGCCCUACCGCCCCACAGGAGAACGCCAGCUCGUCCGAGGGGUCGACCACAUCCGCGGCAGCCAGUGUUUUAUCAAUGCAGACCUACACAACAGCGCCACCAUACCCUACCAGGAAGCAGUGGCUCGGAAGCCUGCAGCCAAAUCUUCCAAGAGACCCCCCUCAGAGCCCUCAGUGUUCAGCAGCUGGAUCGCCCGACUCAAGCUGCUCACAUACCCUCUUCAAGACUUUGCCGCUGAGAAGUCUCAAGGAGAUGAUGUGAUGAGCCGCAGAAGGGUCUCGGUGAAAGACCUGGGCCUGGGCGACUGUCAGGGCUGGUUGUACAAAAGGAAGGAGAGCAGAGGGCUCUUGGGCUGGAGGUGGAAGAAGUUUUGGUUUGUGCUGAAGAAAUGUUCGCUCUACUGGUACACAUCGGACAUGGCAGAGAAAGCCGAAGGCUACAUCAACCUGAAAGACUUCACCAUGGAACAGGCUACUGAAUGCAGGAAGAAGUUUGCAAUGAAAGCAUGCCGCCUCCACAUUAUGACACUCUUCUUUGCAGCUGAAAACAUGAAAGACAUGAACAAAUGGCUGGCUAAACUUACCCAGGCUUCAAAUGAACCUGAGCCCACAGACUCAACGGUUGGAGAGUGCUACAGUGAGGAGAGUGAUGAUGAGGAUGAAGCAGACACCGCUGAGAUGUGUGCAGAGUUCAUGGAUCAGCUGACUCCUGGCUCCCUGCAUGUGAGUAACCACACUCUGGUGUUUCAGGGUUGUCCCCCACCUCCCCGCUCUUCUUCUCCAUGUCAGGACUCAUUCCCGCUGGAUUCGGUGGUGUGUAACCACACACAGACUCAAAGUACAGACAGGGAGUCGUGGCAGGAGAUCAGCUCAGAUGAAGACCCCAUCCACAACAUACAGAAGUUCAAAGAGAACGACUGCCCCCCGUCUGAUGAGAUGGAGAUACUGUAUCUUCACCUCAAGCAGGUGAGUCUGUCCCCUACUGGAGCCCUGCAGCCCACCACCAAACGUGACUUCAGGUCCUCCUUCAUCAGACGUUGCAAAAAUGAGAGCAUUAACGAGAAACUGCACCUGAUUCGAGCUUUAAACAGCACUUUAAAGGCUAAGGAGGCCGAUCUGCAGGCCAUAGAGCAGGUCUUGAGCGAACCGUCUCUGAGCGCUUGUAAAUACAGACAGUGGCGAGAUGCUAAUGUGCUCCUGCUGCAGGAGGUCUGUGAGAAACACAAGAGUGUCGUGGAGCCACAAGUCCAGGAGCCUCAGGCCCAACACCAGUCGCUCUUCAGCCCCAACACUGUGUACACCGAGACCAGCCUGUGAAGACGAGAGGACCAUAACAGAGAUCAACCAGAAUGAAACAGACGGCCACAGGGCUUGCACGACACCGACAGGAACACAAACAGAGCGGGAAACCUCAAGGGCUGGCUUCCUGGACACAAAUGAAGCUUCUCUGAAACACCUCAAACAGAUACAAGCCUGCAAAAGCACAUAAUGCAGCUGAGAGAAAUGACCUCAGACUCAUUUGAUAUCAGUUUACUCUGAAUUUGAGCACAGAAGAGUCUAACAAGUGUGUAACAGG